AUGACAUCGGGAACAUUUCUGUGGGUGGAAGAUAGGUUUUCGCAAUGUAAUAAUUAUCAGGCCCACGAAUCGAUGCGAGGGGGCUGCUUGAAGACGCGAGGAGGUGGUUGGGACUUGGGAGCGGUGGUCGUGGGGGACGGGAGGGAGUCGCGACGGCCGACGAGGGACGCCGCGGCAGCGCGCAUGUCGCCGCCCGUAUCGACCGGGCCGGAUGUGCAUUGCCGUCGGAGAGAUCAGCCGACCCACCUACACACGGAACUCUAA
Danaus chrysippus (African queen) is the source of this 264-nucleotide messenger RNA. The record is from the annotation of a GenBank genome assembly. NCBI's taxonomy places the organism in Eukaryota, Metazoa, Arthropoda, Insecta, Lepidoptera, Nymphalidae.